CCCAGAAAUCAAAAAAAAAAAAAAAAAACUAAAUUUCCUCUCUUUUUUUUUGUUCUCGUUAAAUUUUCUGUGGUUCCGGUCACCGCAGCUCUGUCAUCAUCUUCUCUUCUCUCUGCAUCAUCUUCUUCUUCUUCAUCUUCAUCUACCAAUUGCUACUCAGAAUCUCUGUGAUUGUCUCCGUAAAAUCUCGAUCUGUAUCGUGAAGUGAAUUUAGGAUCGUUGUGUCUGUGUUUUCUGGUUUUAAAUUUGAAUUUUGUGUGUGAAGUCUUAGAUUCAAUUUCGUGUGAGCUGUUCGGAUUUGCUUUGGGGGUAUAUAUAUAUCGUUCUGUGAUCUAUUUGGGGGGUUUUGUUCCCUUUUUUCUUGUGAAUUCGUUUAUUGUUGUCUCGUCGGCCCGAGUUUAUCGGAGCUCCGGGUCUGACGUGAGUUUUUCAAAUGGCGGCGUCAGAGAGAUCGAUUGAAAAAGAAGUUGACAUGGGUUCUUCGUUUCUUCAAAAAUUCAGGCUUUACGAGACCCGCUCGAGCUUCUAUAUGAUCGGAAGAGAUAAAAACCGAACGUCUUGGAGGGUCCUCAAGUUAGAUAGGACAGAGCCAACAGAGGUCAACAUUUAUGAAGAUUCAACAGCUUACACAGAAGCUGAGUGCUUUGAAACUUUGACAAGGAUACAUGAAGGAAACAGAUCAUCUGGUGGCUUGAAAUUUGUCACCACUUGCUACGGGAUCAUCGGAUUUAUAAGGUUCUUGGGACCCUAUUACAUGCUGAUAAUCACUAAAAGAAAGAAGCUUGGUGAACUUUGUGGGCACACUGUUUAUGGUGUUGCUAAGAGCAAAAUAAUCACGAUUCCACAUGCCUCUGUGCUAUCCAAUGUGGCUUAUUCUAAGGACGAGAAAAGGUACAAGAGGCUGCUCUGCACUGUUGAUCUCACAAAGGACUUCUUCUUCAGCUAUUCCUAUCACAUCAUGCAUACACUUCAGAGAAAUCUGUCUAACAAUGUGGAAGGACACACUUACUACGAAUCGAUGUUUGUCUGGAACGAAUACUUAACUCGAAGGAUUCGGAAUAACGUGAAGGACUGUAUGUGGACAGUUGCCUUGGUAUAUGGAUUUUUCAAACAGGUCAAACUAUCAGUUUCUGAGAAGAAUUUUAGAUUGACUCUAAUUGCUCGCCGAUCUCGGCAUUAUGCUGGUACAAGAUAUCUGAAACGUGGUGUAAACGAGAAAGGCAGGGUAGCUAAUGAUGUCGAGACAGAGCAGAUUGUUUUCGAGGAAGCUCAGGACGGUAAUCCUGUCCGAAUAAGUUCUGUAGUUCAGAAUCGGGGUUCAAUUCCUUUGUUCUGGUCUCAGGAGACCUCACGCUUGAAUAUCAAACCUGAUAUAAUAUUGUCAGCGAAAGACCCCAAUUUUGAGGCAACCAGACUGCAUUUUGAAAAUCUUGGAAGGAGAUAUGGGAAUCCAAUCAUCAUAUUGAACUUGAUAAAGACGCGCGAAAAGAGGCCUCGGGAGACUAUUCUGCGUGCAGAGUUUGCAAAUGCAAUUAGAUUUAUUAAUAAAGGGUUAAGCAAGGAGGAUCGUCUAAGGCCUCUUCACUGGGACUUGCAUAAACACUCCAGGAAAAAAGGCACAAACGUGUUGGCAAUUCUUGGCAGGUUGGCUACUUAUGCUCUGAACUUGACUGGCAUCUUCUACUGUCAGCUAACUCCAGAUCAAAGAGGAGAUGGGUUUCAGAACCAGAAUCCAUCCACCUUGGAGAACAACAAUGGUGAAUGUUCUACUUAUGAUAUACUCAGUAAAGAUGAAACUGCACCAAAUUUGGCGGUCGAAAUUGGUGAUGAUAGUAAGGAUGCUAAGGAAGAUCAGCAAAAGGAAGCUACCAUGCUGCAGAAAGGAGUCCUGAGGACCAAUUGCAUAGACUGUUUAGAUCGCACCAAUGUUGCUCAAUAUGCAUACGGGUUGGUAGCAUUUGGGCGUCAACUCCAUGCUUUGGGAUUGACAGAGUCUACUACUAUUGAUCUAGACAAUCCCCUCGCUGAAGAUUUGAUGGGAAUUUAUGAGACAAUGGGUGAUACGCUUGCUCUUCAGUAUGGAGGAUCCGCGGCACACAACAAGAUAUUUUGUGAAAGGCGUGGUCAAUGGAGAGCAGCAACUCAGUCACAGGAAUUCUUCAGAACUUUACAACGUUACUACAGUAACGCCUAUAUGGAUGCCGAAAAGCAAGAUGCAAUUAACGUGUUCUUGGGAUACUUUCAGCCACAACCAGAUAAGCCAGCGCUAUGGGAAUUGGGUUCUGAUCAGCAUUACAAUGCAGCAAGAUUUCUUGCCAAUUCUGUACCGGAGAAUUCAAGGUCUACGAUGAAACGAUCUCUAUCAGAAAGUAGCAUCAUUAGCGAGAGCAGUCCAGCCGCGUUGGGACCAGUAGGUAGACAUGGUGUAGCUGAAAAAGAUGAAGAAGUUAAAGGUCUUUCAGAUUCAGCACCUGAGAUUUCGACGUCUGAAACUGCCAAGAUUGCUGCUAGUUUGAGUGCUCCACCACCGACAUUAGAGGAAUUAGGAUUAGACGAUAUUCUUGAAAACGAUUGUUUCUGCUGUGAUGGGAAUGGGGAGCAAUGUACAUGUGCAGCUUUUGAUUUGGAUUGGGUAUCUUCUUCAGGAAACUCUUGUGAAGAUGAGAGUUACGGAAGAUCCACAGUGGUUAGAUCCUUUGAAACAAUCCCUGAAAGUAGGAAAAUAGAGUCAGAAAUUUGUGUUGUUGAAGAAGCUGAUUCAGACAAUAGAAAGGUAAAUGAAGAAGAAGCCAUUUCCGGGAUUCCUGAAGGUUAUGUGAAGUGGGUGAUGGAUGAAGACGGUCAUUUCUGGUGAGAAAACAGAGCUUUUCAAAGACGUUAAACCUGCCCAUAUGAAACAAACAAACAAAAAGCAAAAAGAAUAUCAUACUCCCUGUUAGUGGUGACAAAGAAAGAAAAUAACCAAAAAGGAAUUACUAACCGUCGUUUCAUUUAUUAAUCGAAUUGGAAGGAAAAAAAAAAGGUUAGAAGGUGAAAUGGUAAGAAAGAGAGAGAGAGGAUAGCAACACCAACAAGCUUGUAAAUAAUUUACAAAAAGAUAUGAUGGUGAUUGAAAAUAGCUGAGAUCUUGUUCCAUAUUUCCUUUUGACUUCUAUAUUUUAUUUUUUUUGGGGAAUUCUUGACAAUAAAACAGAAGUGAGUACCUUCAUAGUU
Molecule: messenger RNA, 3213 nt
Organism: Arabidopsis lyrata subsp. lyrata
Lineage: Eukaryota; Viridiplantae; Streptophyta; Magnoliopsida; Brassicales; Brassicaceae
Product: phosphoinositide phosphatase SAC2
Exons: 16
Coding region: 434-2854 (806 amino acids)
Biological process (GO): phosphatidylinositol dephosphorylation
Cellular component (GO): intracellular membrane-bounded organelle
Molecular function (GO): phosphatidylinositol-3,5-bisphosphate 5-phosphatase activity
Source: RefSeq, a predicted model, not a curated record